AUGGACCUGUCUAUGACAGAACAAAAAAAUAUUUGCUUUACGGCUUUUCCGGACUCGAACGUAUUUGAAGUAGGAGAUCAAGUCUUUAACAUUCGCGUCAAAGCAAGCACAUCGAAAUUCGCUGUUUCAGGUCCAACGGCAGAGGCUGGAUUCCUAUACGGCUAUGUUUUCUUUAGACAAAAAAAAGACUCUACAAUUAGAAGAGGCUAUUUUCAGAAAUCAUUAGUUUUGCUGUCACAACACCCUUUCGUUGGAUUGUUUCCAAGGUUAAUCUCCAUUUUGGGUCCAUCCUAUUUUGAGUUAGGACAGCCCAUGUUGGAGGCAGCAUGUAUGAAUAUAGCACAAUGGGUAGCACCGGAGGAAGGCAAAAUCCUUGAUUUACCUUUCUUGGGACGACUGUUGCAAGUAGAGUUACCAACAGCAUUCAAACCGCAGUUAUUGGAAACAACACCAUUCGAUAUGAACAAAUUAAAACCAGACCUACAGAUUAUGGCAUCUCUACCCGUGAACGGCUUAUACCAUCAUUUUAAAGACAUAUUGAAGGAUUUAUGGUUAUUAUGGGAGUUGAUGCUUUUGGCAGAACCCAUUGUUGUUAUGGCACAAGACCCAAGUGUAUGCAGUGAAGCUGUGGUCUCUUUGGUUGAUAUCAUUAAUCCUAUACCCUAUUGCGGCGACUACCGUCCUUAUUUUACCAUACAAGAUUCCGACUUCAAGUCUUUUGUCAAUAAAAACAAGCCCCUUUCAAGCUUACAUGGACCACUUGCAAAAAAGACAAAACCUGGAGUAGGAGGAAAGUCGAAUAUGCUCUAUAGCUUUGUGCAGGGUGUUACCACAAAACGCAAAUCUACCAUAGCAAGAGAUCGUGAUUUGAUCAAAAUGCUCACAGAAGCCACAGUGAGAGGAUACCCUCCAGAUUGGGUGCUGAAUAAUAUACUUCGACGCCAUUUUGUAGAUUUGACAGAGAAAUUCCUUGUUCCCUUAAAUAGAUAUUUCACUACACUCAUUCCCGUAAAAAUACCAGCAAACGGAGAUGUUCCUAGACUCAAGCCUUUUCAAACCGACCAAUUUAUGAAAUCAUUAAAAGAGCACGGGCCACAGCUACCGUUGAAAAGCACCUUCAAAACUCGUACAUCAACCACAGAUCCUACAAAGGAACUAUACUCUCAGUUUUUAAAGUGUGGAAAUUUUGCGACUUGGCUUCAGCAGCGAACAUUAAAAGCGGAGCAAGAGAUAAUGAAAAGACGAAGCAAACAAUAA
Messenger RNA from Mycotypha africana, 1257 nucleotides. RefSeq lists its product as uncharacterized. The transcript is spliced from 10 exons. Gene Ontology annotation, cellular component: recycling endosome. The record is from RefSeq and is a predicted model, not a curated record. The coding region runs from base 1 to 1257 and encodes 418 amino acids. NCBI's taxonomy places the organism in Eukaryota, Fungi, Mucoromycota, Mucoromycetes, Mucorales, Mycotyphaceae. Gene Ontology annotation, molecular function: guanyl-nucleotide exchange factor activity.